UUAUGCGCAGCGCGGUUGUGGCGUGUUAUAUUUUUUUAUUUAUUUUUUUCGUACCUGUAAAUACACAUAAAUGUGCAUAAUUGGGAUAGUGUGAAAUUGUGUUUGCAUUGAAAAAAAUUGGUAAAUCGAACCAUACGUGCAGCAGGAACAGCAAGAACGCCACCAUCGCCUACCGAACGAAAGAAGUCUCGAGGAAAAUCGCAAAAAGUUGCAGCAACAGCAACAACGUGCGUGCGUGUGUGUAGAAAAAAAGCAUUAAAAGGCGAAGCUGAGGAAGCAGCAGAAACGAAACGAAUGUAGAAAAGCCAAACGAAACGAUAGAACGCAAGGUGGAAUCAAAAAGCGAAGGCAUAAAAAAGUGAGCAAAAAAAAGAACAGGAGUAGCUCAGGAAGGGAAGAAAAAGAAAAGUUUGCGACAGUGGCUGUGGCUGCAAGAAAAACUGACUUCAGGGAAAGUCAACGUCGUCGUCGACAGCAGCAGCAGCGGCGGCAUCGGCCUUACACACACACACACACGCACACAGAGAAAGAAACACACACAUGCUGCUGCUUCUUGUUAUUGUUGUAGCGUGUUCAUAAAUAUUAACUGCAUUUAAAUCAUAAACAUAAUCGUGUAACAACAAUAGUAGCAACAGCAGCAGCAACAACUACAAAAGGCGAAUAGCAACGAAAAUAACGUUUUGUAAGAGCGCAUUUGAUAUUCGCGUAGAUAGCAACAAAAGCGGCAACGACACCAACACCUAUAAGUUGUUCUGUGUGUGUGUGUGUGUAAAAGCGCGCCUGAUAAGAGUCGGUGGCGGCAGCACCAGCAGCAACAACAACAAUAGCGGAGUGGCAGCAGAUUUAAAAGCCGCAUCUGACUAAACCAUCUGACUCCCGACUCUGACCCACAAACAAAUGGCAGCGUUUAUCAGUGAAAUAUCGUCGUCAGCUGGGAAAGUCAAUAGCAAACCAACAGCAAAAUAGUUUAUUUCGUCAUCGUCAUCGUCGUCAACAUCAUCAACCGUCGCUGUGUCGUCAUCGUUGCAGUCGCAGUCGCAGUUGUCGCCCCUCUUUUGUUGGCCAAAAAAUUGUGCGUUGUGCCUGUCGUCUUCUGGGUGUACGUGUGUGUGUUUAUGCAUGUGCGUGUGUGUGUGUGAGCAGAAAUCGCGUCGCGCGGCAUGCGAAUUAUCAAGAUGUGCUUAUAACGUCUAAUUUGCCCCCACAAUUCCCAUAAUCGCAACAACAACAGCAACAGCAACAAGAGGAACAGCAACAAAACAAACGAUAGCAACAGCAGCACCAGCGACAACAACUACACUGCAAUAAUAAUAACAACAACAACAACAUCAUCAUCAGCAGCAAUAUCAACAUCAAACGUUGCCAAAUUAUAGUGAGCUGGAAAAAUCAACUUGUCGGUUUUUUGACCCCUCCCCCUAUCUGUAAAACGUAGCCCCUCGAUCCUAUUUCACGCGUCGCCGCGCCGUCUUUGUCGCUAUCUCGCCAUCUUGCUUGCUCGCAUUUUGCACUUUUGGCCACAGACCAUAGGCAGCCAACUGUAACGCUUCAAUCAAGUCCAAAACCAGACAUAGACGUAGUCGCAGACACACGCAUAACGCAUUCAUUGCCAACACGCACGGUCGUCGACACCGCAACAGCAACAAUAACAACAACAUCAGCAACAAUCACUCGACUGCAACAACAGCAGCAGCAGCAGCACCAACAACAACAACAAACACAAUAACAGCAGCAGCAACAACAAAAUGCCCAAAUGCGAUGUGAAGACCCGCUACAUUCCUGCGACGUUCGCUUGGAUUGUGCUGCUCCUAACCACAUUUCUAUUCUUCUUUUAUCCCUGUCAAUAUUAUGUUAGAAGCCAUCCAUGGGUGCUGGCGUACGAGGGGGUCAUCACCUUCUUCGUCUUAGCUAAUUUCACAUUAGCCACAUUUAUGGAUCCGGGGAUAAUACCCAAAGACUGCGAGGAGGAGUUCCGAGCGCCACUCUACAAGAAUGCCGAGAUCAAUGGCAUCACCGUCAAGAUGAAGUGGUGCGUCACCUGCAAAUUCUAUCGUCCACCCCGCUGUUCGCACUGUUCCGUUUGCAAUCACUGCAUCGAGACGUUCGAUCAUCACUGUCCGUGGGUCAAUAAUUGCAUUGGACGGCGGAAUUAUCGCUUUUUCUUCUUCUUUCUCGUCUCACUGUCGAUACACAUGCUAAGCAUUUUCUCGCUGUGCUUGUUCUACGUCCUCAAGAUAAUGCCCAACAUCAAGCAGACGGCGCCUAUUGUAGCUAUGAUACUAAUGGGGCUCGUCACCGUCCUGGCGAUACCCAUAUUCGGUCUCACCGGCUUCCACAUGGUGCUAGUGUCCCGUGGUCGGACCACAAACGAGCAGGUGACGGGCAAGUUCAAGGGCGGCUACAAUCCGUUCUCGCGCGGCUGCUGGCACAAUUGCUGUUACACGCAAUUCGGACCGCAGUACCCGAGCUUGUUGAAGCCAAAGAAGUAUGCAUCGCGACGUUCACAAACACAAAAUCCAGCAAUCAGUACCAUAUGCAACGAUCGGACCAAUCAGCAAAACAAUACCGGAGGCAAUGGCAGUGCACCGGGGGGCGCUAUGCGCGGCACAUCGGUACAAUAUUCACCUCGCUCCUAUUACGAAUCGAAUCGGGAGAAGCGUGGAAUACAGGUAAAGACUUAUAUGGCCGAGGGCAAUGGUUAUAAUCAGCGGUCGGGCAGCACAACGCUUUAUAGUAAGCUCUCGCCCGGCCGCGAAUGCUCCGACACAGAUAUGGAGCCACCACCCGCCUCCCAGAGCCAGGACUGCGAGCCCACGCCGCCCCUGCAGCGCCACAACUCGACGAACUUCUAUCUACCGCAGGUGGAGAACUCUGUGGUGGGCCUCAAUAACGGGAACAUAGCGAGCGGAGCGCCCCCCACUGCCCAACAGGGCGGUGGCAGCGGAGGAGAUUCCCCGCGACAUCUGAGAAUGUAUCAUCCGCGACACAGUCCGCAUGCGCGACCACGCGGCCUGGAUCCACAACGCAAUUACACGAGCGACGCCCUCUCGCCGGAACAUCCCGGCGGCUAUGCCAACAGUCAGGGCAUAUCAUCAGCACAAAAUCAGCGAAGUGGGACCACAACAGCCACGCCCACCAUGCAACAACGAAUCAAGCCCCUUGGCGUUGCCACACCAUUGGUCAUGGCUAGUCCAGUGAGAAGGUCGAACCCGGGCACGCCCACGCAACCCCGACGACCCGACUUCAUCGGACUCAAUGCCCAGGCAGUGCAGCAGCAGCAGCAACAACAACAACAACAGCAGCAACAACAGGCAGCGGCAGCCGCUGCCGCCGCCUAUUACGAAUACACGAGCGGACUGCCGCCCCAGCACCCUCAGGCCCCGACUAUCCAGCAGCAGCAGCAGCUUCUACUCCAGCAGCAGCGCGUCAUGCUGCAACACCAGCAACAACAGCAACAAGUGGCCGCCUUGCAACAGCAGUCGCACUCGCAGCACGCGGCGUUGGCGCAGAAUGCGUAUGGGGGCAGUCCCCAGCGGCGAUUCCUCUCCGAGGGGGAGCUGGUCAGGCAGGGAGCCGGCGGCAAUGAGCUUUCGUAUGCGCGCUCCAACAACACGGUGGACAACAUACGGGAGCUGGCGGGCAGUCCGCAGCGAGGCGUCUACAUGUGGAAGGACACGUCGCCGGGCUUCGGCAGCGCCGGCGGUGUUGGUGGUGUUGGCGGCGUUAGCGGCGUCGGCGGAGCACCGACGGUGGUCAGUCUUGGCAGCAGUGCUGGCACACUGCCAAGCAGCAAUACGCCCGGUGGUGGCGUCAUGCAGCAGCACGCCCAGUACAUCACGGCCGGAGGUGGUGGGGCGCAUCCGCUCAUCAUGACGCACUCCCGCCUGCAGGACUAUGCGGCCCAGCAGCAACAACAGCAGCAGGCGGUGGCAGCCGCUGCAGCGGCUGUGGCAGCAGCUUCCUCAUAUCAUCGCUCCAACCCCACAAGUCCCACCACCAUGCCACAGACCUCGGCUGCUCAGACCUACAUACUGCGCUAUGGAGGCGGCGGCGGCGGCGGAGGCGUCGCCACUGGCCUGCCGGGCAUGGCCACUGCAAGCGGCAGCAGCGGCAACAUUGCCGGCAACAGCAGCUGUGGCAGCAUCAGCAUGCCAGUGGUGAGCAAUGCCGGCGGCUAUCAGCCCCAGCUGCGUGGCGGAGUCGCUGUCUUUCCGCCCAACCCCCUUGCCGGCGUCAAUGUGAGCAGCGCGGCCGGCACGCUGCAGCCACAGCCGUCGCCACAAAUCAAGCGCAAGCAGACGCCCACACGGCCCAUGAGCUUUGUGCGGGCCCUCGAGAUGACCGACUCCAUGGAGAUGCAGACGAUGGAGCAACAGCAACAGCAGCAGGUUGGACGCAACAACGGCGGUCUUCCCAGCGGGGUGCCAACCAGUGUGGUGGCACAGAACGCUGCAGCGGCAGCGGCGGCGGCAGCAGCAGCCGCCGCUAGCCAAAGCAACUCGAACGCCUCCAACUCAGCGACGCCGGAUCGCGCCAGUAUCUACGACAUGAACUACGAGAUCUCCGUAUAACCCGUGGUUGUGCCUGUUCUCCUCAUGCCACCCGC
Molecule: messenger RNA, 4603 nt
Organism: Scaptodrosophila lebanonensis
Lineage: Eukaryota; Metazoa; Arthropoda; Insecta; Diptera; Drosophilidae
Gene: Zdhhc8
Product: palmitoyltransferase ZDHHC5
Exons: 10
Coding region: 1743-4568 (941 amino acids)
Biological process (GO): protein palmitoylation
Molecular function (GO): palmitoyltransferase activity
Source: RefSeq, a predicted model, not a curated record